Hibiscus syriacus is the source of this 2380-nucleotide messenger RNA. Its product is annotated as serine/threonine-protein kinase D6PK-like. The record is from RefSeq and is a predicted model, not a curated record. The transcript has 3 exons. Gene Ontology annotation, biological process: protein phosphorylation. Gene Ontology annotation, molecular function: protein serine/threonine kinase activity; ATP binding. Gene Ontology annotation, cellular component: nucleus; plasma membrane; cytoplasm. Lineage: Eukaryota; Viridiplantae; Streptophyta; Magnoliopsida; Malvales; Malvaceae. The coding region runs from base 482 to 2233 and encodes 583 amino acids.
ACUUGCUGGGUAUUUUUUAAGCUUCUACUUUGUCUUUUAGCAUAUGGUUCAUAGUGGGGUUUUGGAUCCAAAGGUGGGUCUUUUGUAUUUAUUGAGAAAUCUCUAUUGAAUCUUCUUUACUUUGUUCUUAUCUUCUCCUUUUUGGUUCUUUGUUUAUCUUCUCCUUUUCCUGUCUUUUAGAGAGAGCUAUGAAUCAAUGACUGCAUUUCUUGCUGUGUUUUGAUUGAUUUCUUUUAUCCCUAUUUUUAUUUUGUCUGCACCUUUUAAUCCUGAUGACUCUAAAGGAUUGCCAUUUUUAGUUUUUAGAUGUUGAAGAUGAAAGUAACUAGAAUUGCUGGUGGAUGGAACUUUGAGUCGUCGAUCGAGGAGAAUAAUGGGUUUCUGUAGUCUGAUCUAAGUAGCAAGUUUUCCUUUUUCGGUGGCCUCGAAAUCUGGCGCCAGAGCUUCCCCGGGAAAGUAGAGGGAACUGUUUGGCAACCAAAUGGCCACCGAAGGUGAUUGUUUUCGGCCUUCUCCUAUGCAAAUAGCAAAGACGAGCAAAUUGGCGCCUGUUACACUGAAGACAACACCAAAGGUUGUACAGCAAGUUGCAUCUGAGCAAGUUUGUGUGGACGAUGUAAAAGCAUCGAAAACUUAUAGAUUAGAGUCUGUUGAUUCGUUGACAGAGAAAGUAGAUUCAGGUCUAUCAUUGGGUAAUCGGAAAGAAGUUCCGACUCAUGUUGGUUCUGAAGUGUGUCAGGAUGGUGGAUUACCAGAAGGUUCUGGUAAAGAAGAAACGAAAGCAUUGGAACAUGGAAUUAGUUCAGCUUCGGCUAAAUCGAGUCAUGGGGCCACUGACCUUUUCAAGACUAGUGGAAGUGCCAAAGUUGGUGAUCGUGAUUAUACCGAGAGCGGUAAGAGCAGUAUGUGUAGAGGUAGCACCAGCAGUGAUGUAAGCAAUGAAAGUUCAUAUGUCAGCUUAAGUAGCCGGAUAAACAGACCUAAUAAGACAAACGAUAUUCGGUGGGAAGCCAUACAAGUUGUCCAAGGAAAAGACGGUGUAUUGGGUUUGAACCAUUUCCGAUUAUUGAAGAGAUUAGGCUGUGGGGAUAUUGGAAGUGUCUAUCUUUCGGAACUAAGUGGAACAACGUGUUAUUUUGCAAUGAAGGUGAUGGACAAAGCAUCUUUAGCAAGUCGUAAGAAACUACUUCGAGCUCAAACUGAGCGAGAAAUACUACAAUCCUUGGACCAUCCCUUCCUCCCAACUUUGUAUUCCCAUUUUGAGACUGAUAAAUUUUCAUGUUUGGUGAUGGAGUUUUGCCCUGGUGGUGACUUGCAUACACUACGACAGAGACAACCAGGAAAGCAUUUUACCGAGCAAGCAGUAAAAUUCUACGUAGCGGAAGUUCUCCUCGCUUUGGAAUAUCUCCACAUGCUCGGUAUCGUUUACCGUGAUCUCAAGCCGGAAAAUGUUCUUGUUCGAGAAGAUGGACACAUAAUGCUUUCAGACUUUGAUCUUUCCCUCCGUUGUGCUGUCAGCCCGAUCCUAGUCAAGUCAUCCGCACUAGAGUCUGAACCCUUGCGGAAGAACCCAGUUUAUUGGGUACAACCAGCUUGCAUUGAGCCCUCAUGCAUUCAGCCAGUGUGUGUGACUCCAACGACAUGUUUUUCUCCUCGCUUCUUUUCAUCAAAAUCAAAGAAAGACCGAAAACCGAAGAAUGAAAUGGGAAAACAAGUCAGUCCAUUGCCUGAGCUUAUUGCCGAGCCAACCAAUGCACGGUCCAUGUCGUUUGUAGGGACCCAUGAGUACUUGGCACCCGAAAUUAUCAAAGGUGAGGGACACGGAAGUGCAGUCGAUUGGUGGACCUUCGGGAUAUUCUUGUACGAGCUAUUGUUUGGUAAAACUCCUUUCAAAGGGUCUGGGAACCGAGCAACACUGUUCAAUGUUGUAGGGCAGCCCUUGAGAUUUCCCGAAUCACCGGCCGUAAGUUUUUCAGCCAGAGAUUUGAUAAGGGGCUUGCUAGUCAAAGAGCCACAGCAGAGACUGGCCUAUAAGCGAGGUGCAACGGAGAUUAAACAACAUCCUUUCUUCGAAGGCGUGAACUGGGCUUUAAUCCGUUGUGCGAGUCCACCGGAGAUUCCAAAACCGGCUGAGAUCGAGCGGUUUUCCGCCCCAACAUCAUCGGCUGGCAAUAAACCUGCUGUUCCUGCUACCAAGGACCAAAAUAACUAUCUGGAAUUUGAUUUCUUUUAAUCGUUCUCACUUCUCAGAACCAUUUUCCUUCUGUUUCUGUUUCUGUUUUGUUUUGUUCGUCUGUUUUUUCAUUUCAGAAAUGUAGAAUUCAUGAAAUGUUGAUGUUAUGCAAAGGGGUCAGCCAUUGAAAGCGUCUCGAUUUCACCA